Molecule: messenger RNA, 523 nt
Organism: Drosophila takahashii
Lineage: Eukaryota; Metazoa; Arthropoda; Insecta; Diptera; Drosophilidae
Gene: UQCR-14
Product: Ubiquinol-cytochrome c reductase 14 kDa subunit
Biological process (GO): mitochondrial electron transport, ubiquinol to cytochrome c
Source: RefSeq, a predicted model, not a curated record
AUACGUUCGAGGUCCAUCUCUAGCAAUAUAACCAUACCUAAAAUAAAAAGCGGAGGAAUUCUCUUUCCUUUCCCGACUUCUAAUUUUACGUAAACCAUGUCGAACUAUAUUGCCAGGAAGGGACCCGCCGUUCUCUCUAAUCUGGGCAGAUGGGCCUACAACCUCUCCGGAUUCAACCAAUACGGAUUGCAUCGGGAUGACUGUCUGUACGAGAACGAGGACGUUAAGGAGGCCGUCCGCCGAUUGCCAAGGAAGCUCUACGACGAGCGCAACUACCGCAUCAUGAGGGCCCUCCACCUGUCCAUGACCAAGACGAUCCUGCCCAAGGAGCAGUGGACCAAGUACGAGGAGGACGUCAAGUAUCUGGAGCCCUAUCUCAAGGAGGUCACCAAGGAGCGCGAGGAGCGUGAGGACUGGGAGAAGAUCCACUAAACACGCUACAUACGCCACUAAAUCCGACUUCUUCUGGACUUGUAAAUGUUGAAAUACAUAGCUUAGAUAAACACCAAAAUUGGCUAUGAAA